Messenger RNA from Prunus dulcis (almond), 1689 nucleotides. RefSeq names its product serine/threonine-protein phosphatase PP2A catalytic subunit. NCBI's taxonomy places the organism in Eukaryota, Viridiplantae, Streptophyta, Magnoliopsida, Rosales, Rosaceae. The coding region runs from base 452 to 1372 and encodes 306 amino acids. Gene Ontology annotation, biological process: peptidyl-serine dephosphorylation; mitotic cell cycle. Gene Ontology annotation, cellular component: cytoplasm. The record is from RefSeq and is a predicted model, not a curated record. Gene Ontology annotation, molecular function: protein serine/threonine phosphatase activity. The transcript is spliced from 6 exons.
AAAAAAAAAAUUAAUCAUCUAACGAAUUCCAUUGAACAAAAACAUCGCAAAAUUCUAAUCUGCUUUUUCCAUUUGCAUCUGGGUUUCAUUUGCAUUUCAUUUCGCUGCCUGCCUGCCUCUCUUCAUUAUUUCCCUCCCCGCAUGUCAUUUCCCUCGUCUUUUCCUACAUUCACAUAAAUACAAUUUCAAUUUAAUUUCCCUUUUUUCUCCUUAUUUCUUUUAAAACAAAUAAAAGAACACAGAGCGAGGAAUGAUAGAAGAAAGGUCGAAACUCGACCGAUCUCCAAAACGACUCGUUUCGCUCAGCGCGUCGCGAUCCGGAACCCCGACCCCAGCGCCGCUUCACAAAUUGCUCACUGCGUCGAGAUCGCUCCGCCGGCGUUGAGUUCGCGCGCAUCGGAUUGGAUCUGAGAAAUCGGUGAUCGGAUCUGAGGGCGGCGGUGGUGGAACGAUGCCGGCUCACGCGGAUCUGGACCGUCAGAUCGAGCAUCUGAUGGAGUGCAAGACGUUGCCGGAGGCAGAGGUGAAGACGCUGUGCGAGCAAGCCAGGGCGAUCCUCGUGGAGGAGUGGAACGUACAGCCGGUGAAGUGCCCCGUUACGGUGUGUGGGGAUAUUCACGGCCAGUUCUACGACCUCAUUGAGCUCUUUCGGAUAGGAGGCAACGCCCCCGACACUAAUUACCUUUUUAUGGGUGAUUAUGUAGAUCGUGGGUACUAUUCUGUGGAGACUGUCACACUUCUGGUGGCCCUGAAAGUCCGUUAUAGAGAUAGAAUUACAAUUCUCAGAGGAAAUCACGAGAGUCGGCAAAUUACUCAAGUGUAUGGUUUUUAUGAUGAGUGCUUGAGAAAAUAUGGGAAUGCCAAUGUCUGGAAGUUCUUUACUGAUUUAUUUGAUUAUCUUCCCCUCACAGCCCUUAUUGAGAGUCAGAUUUUCUGUUUGCAUGGGGGCCUUUCCCCAUCUUUGGACACAUUGGACAAUAUCCGAGCCUUGGAUCGUAUACAGGAGGUUCCACACGAAGGACCAAUGUGCGAUCUCUUGUGGUCUGAUCCAGAUGACCGCUGUGGAUGGGGAAUAUCUCCACGUGGUGCUGGUUAUACAUUUGGACAGGAUAUAGCUGCUCAGUUCAACCAUACCAAUGGACUGAGUCUCAUUUCAAGAGCUCAUCAGCUUGUAAUGGAAGGGUACAAUUGGUGUCAGGAAAAGAAUGUGGUGACUGUUUUUAGCGCUCCAAACUAUUGUUAUAGGUGUGGGAAUAUGGCUGCAAUAUUGGAAAUUGGGGAGAACAUGGACCAGAAUUUCCUGCAGUUUGACCCAGCCCCACGUCAAAUUGAGCCCGACAACACACGCAAGACUCCAGAUUAUUUUUUGUAAUUUCAGUAUCUUACAGGGGGCUGUUUGUAAUCCAUGUUUUCUGCCAUGUUACUGUAGAUGUGUCUUUAAGGGGAGUCGAGUUCCGUUGUUUAAGUUGAGGGUUAUGGUCAACAUGAUUCUUUGUUUGGAGUUUUUGUCCCUGCUGCUGCUGCUUUGUUGAAUUUCUGAAGAAACUCGUUAGGAGAACUGACAUUAGUCACCAAUGGCCUGUGGCUCUUGUCUUUGUAUAUUUUUCUGAGAGGAAACGUCAAUAACAUGGUAUAUCUCGUUCUGUAAUUUUUCCAACUUCAACAUAGAAAAAGCUGAUUUUUCAAACA